Lagopus leucura (white-tailed ptarmigan) is the source of this 3300-nucleotide messenger RNA. It is a transcript of the gene EDIL3, whose product is annotated as EGF like repeats and discoidin domains 3. The transcript has 11 exons. The record is from RefSeq and is a predicted model, not a curated record. NCBI's taxonomy places the organism in Eukaryota, Metazoa, Chordata, Aves, Galliformes, Phasianidae. Bases 138 to 1580 code for a protein of 480 amino acids. Gene Ontology annotation, molecular function: calcium ion binding.
CGCGCCGGGAGGGACCAGCCUCGCCUCUUGCAUCUCGGGGAGGAGGAGGAGGAGGCGGAGGAAGAGAAGAAGGAGGAGGAGGCUCUGCUGCUGCUUUUCCGUCGGUAGUAGCGGCGCGGCUGCGGGAGAAGAGGAGGAUGAGCCGUGCGGUGCUGGCCUGGCUGGUGCUCUGCGGGAGCCUGACGGCGCCGCGCCUUGCCCGAGGGGACUUGUGUGACUCCAACCCUUGCAAAAAUGGUGGCAUCUGUCUGUCAGGGCUGAAUGAUGACUUUUACUCAUGCGAGUGUCCUGAAGGCUUCACAGAUCCGAACUGUUCUAGUGUUGUGGAGGUUGCCUCCACUGAAGAGGAACCAACUUCAGCAGGACCCUGCUUUCCUAAUCCAUGCCAUAAUGGUGGGAUGUGUGAAAUUAGUGAAGCAUACCGAGGCGACACAUUCAUAGGAUAUGUUUGUAAAUGCCCAGAAGGUUUUAAUGGGAUUCACUGCCAGCACAAUGUAAAUGAAUGUGAAGCUGAACCCUGCAAGAAUGGUGGAAUCUGUACAGAUCUUGUUGCCAACUAUUCAUGUGAAUGUCCAGGUGAAUUUAUGGGGAGAAACUGCCAACAGAGAUGCUCUGGCCCACUAGGGAUAGAAGGAGGAAUUGUGUCAAACCAACAAAUUACUGCAUCAUCCACUCAUCGAGCUCUCUUUGGACUCCAGAAAUGGUAUCCAUACUAUGCACGACUUAAUAAGAAGGGUCUUGUGAAUGCUUGGACUGCUGCAGAAAAUGACAGAUGGCCGUGGAUUCAGAUAAACCUACAGAAGAAGAUGCGAGUCACUGGAGUUAUAACCCAAGGUGCCAAAAGGAUUGGAAGUCCAGAGUAUGUGAAAUCUUACAAAAUUGCUUAUAGCAAUGAUGGGAAGUCAUGGACGAUGUACAAAGUAAAAGGCACAAAUGAGGAUAUGGUGUUCCGUGGAAAUGUGGACAACAAUACCCCAUAUGCUAACUCCUUCACACCUCCAAUAAAAUCACAGUACAUACGCCUGUAUCCUCAGGUUUGCCGACGACAUUGCACACUGAGAAUGGAACUCCUGGGCUGUGAGUUAUCAGGUUGCUCUGAACCCCUGGGGAUGAAAUCAGGGCAUAUACAGGACUAUCAAAUUACUGCCUCCAGUGUUUUCCGAACGCUCAACAUGGAUAUGUUCGCUUGGGAGCCCAGAAAAGCCCGACUGGACAAGCAAGGCAAAGUUAAUGCCUGGACCUCGGGCCACAAUGACCAAUCCCAGUGGCUGCAGGUUGAUCUACUUGUCCCUACAAAAGUCACCGGCAUAAUUACUCAAGGAGCUAAGGAUUUUGGUCACGUCCAGUUUGUGGGAUCCUACAAGCUUGCCUACAGUAAUGAUGGGGAACACUGGGUCAUAUACCAGGAUGAAAAACAGAAGAAGGAUAAGGUUUUCCAGGGAAACUUUGACAAUGACACACACCGGAAGAACGUCAUUGACCCUCCGAUCUAUGCCCGGCACAUCCGCAUCAUCCCAUGGUCGUGGUAUGGCCGGAUCACCCUGCGGUCAGAGCUGCUGGGCUGCACGGAGGAGGACUGAGGUGGGGUUCUGCUGGGCGUCAUAGCUCUCAGUACCCCUACUGGUCCCUUCGUAGAAGAAACUGCAAAGCCUGUAGGAAGCUGAGUGGGUUUUUCAUGAUCAAGUGCUCAUUUUAUGGUAGGCCGCUAAAUGUCUUUCGCAAGGAGGUCUAAGCCUGCCCUUUAAAUGAUCCAAUCCGAUUUUGUCCUUGAAAUAUGUUAGUGUUGUCCCUUUUGCUGUGGCAUUAUCUUUCUAGCUCUCCUUUAAUUUGUUCACACUAGUUGAAAUGUGUUAGGGAAAAACAGCAGCAUCCUUUUUACAAGGGAAGAGAAAGAGCAUGACAAAGCUCAUUUGCAGCUUCAGUAACAUUGGGCUGACAAGUUCUCCAUAAAUCAUACUGUCAUCUUACUUGCAAAAAGUGAUACUGCAGCUUUUAGCAAUAAGUUUACUUGGGGAUGACUGCAUUAUAGUAAUUGUGCCUAUCAAACACUGUCACUAUUUAUGACAUAUUUUGGAAAAUACUUUGUGGUACCGUAAAAUACAGUACCUGUGAUGUUACUAGCUAGCUUUCAUUAUUCCUAUCUAAACAGCAGAGUCCAUUCACCUAAAGGGUUUUCCUAGCUAGCCCCAUGUUCCUUCUCAAUUUUGCAUAUUAUAGACAUAACCUUCAUGCUUUCUGUUCAGUAUCACUGUUAAUGUUAUUUUCUUUGAAAGACCCAUUUGUAUAUGGAAUAAAAUUUGCUGUCAGUACAUUAUGAAGUUAACGAAUUUGCCAAAGUACAUUAAUUCUGCUUGAAUGGUGUUCUUGCAAGGAUGCUGAGGUGAGACAGGCGGGUUCUUGUGGUUCCAUGUCUUCAGUACAUGCAAAGAUAAAGGCACAGUGCACAGCAUAAAUCCUGAACCCAUUGCAUGACUUACCCAGGAGUGAACUGCCCUCGAUAGAGCUGCCCAUCUGACUUCUUCUUUCAGAAACCUUCUUCCUGUGAGGAGACACAUGAUAUGAAGGAAUGAGGUGCCAUGAAGCGUGUGGAAGGAAUGACCUCCUUGCUGCUGGGAAAUCUUCCUGCUGGGCCUUUCUAAUGGCACCAGUCAUGUUCUUUCUCCCAAGCAUGGAGGCAAGAGAUGUUGUAGGAGUGCACCAGAUUUGGGCACUUGGUUCCCUCUGCUCCCAGCUGUGUCUUUGCUGAGUAUGCCACUGAGCCACAAGGAGGCUGAUCUUUGUCAUGCUUCAUCUACAGAAAUGCUUCAUACUAUGCUGUUUUAAGAAAGCAUGUCCAGUUAGGGCCCUAGGACCCAGAAAAAAAUUAAACAGUGAUGGGAUUUGUAAGAUGCUAGAAGUACAGUUAGGCAUUGGGUGGCAGUGCAGAUUUCAUUGGGUGGAGGCGGAGGGUGCUGCUAUGCCUUAUAGGAUCUAGAAACAAGACAGGUCAAUGGACUUGGCUGCAUGAGGUAGCUGAGCAGCAAGAGUGAAAGAAGGGAUGGGGAAGGGCAUUGCAGUCAUGGCUCUGGUGUUUGUUUGCUGGGCAGUAACCUCACCCCACAAAUGGAGAUAAUCACACCAACCUUGUGAAGCACUCUGAGCUUCCUAAGCACAAGGUGCUCCAUGAUGAUGUAGCACCAGAACCUUUAAGACCUUGGGACAAGGAGUUAGGAGAUGUUGUAUUUGCUACCUGAAAUAAUGGGAUCACAUGGGAUCACACUGUUAACUUCAUAACAUGCUGAUGGCAAAAUAUAAAUUACU